CAGGAGGCACAUUCCUCAUACCACCACAGGACAAUGAAGGCGGUAUUACUGUUAGUGUGUGUUGCGGUGGUGUCUUCGAAGCCUACGGGCGAUGAAGAUGUGUUGGGUUCCGUAAUACGAGUCGUGAGGAGUUGCUCAGAGACGGAUGUCGCGUUGUGUCUCAAGGAAAAAGCGCUGAAAUACGCCGAAAAUUUGGCUUCAGCACGAGAGAUCGACAUUACUGACGGUAUCACACUAGUUGGCAGUGGAUCAUCCCGGUCAGCCAGGUCCUUUGAGCCACUCUCAGAAGAGCCAAGAGCCAGGGAGGACCAGAUAGAGACCAGGCUGGCAGAUGCAGCUGCGGACUUCUUUGAAAACCACGUCAUCCAGCUUAGAGUACCAAAGAGCACUGUAGAAGAUGUCAAGAGGUCACUUGAGGAAGGUCGUGGCAAAAAGAAGAAGCUGAAGCAACUGAUCCCAAUCUUCGCUCUGCUCCAGCUGAAGAUCCAGUCCCUCAUUCCUCUGUUCCUCGGAAUCAUCGCCUUUGCUGCUGUCAAAGGACUCAUCCUUGCUAAGGCAGCCCUGUUAGCUUCUGCUUUGGUCCUACUCAAGAAGUUGUUGUCGAAGCAUGACCACCAUGAGAGUUAUGAGGUGGUUGCCCAUCCACACCAUGAUGAGCACUACAGCCAUGGCGGUGGUCAUGGAGGAUGGGGACGAUCUCAAGAUGCCCAGGACCUCGCCUACAACGCAUACUCUACAUAAGCCAUGAAUAGAUGGAACUUUUGAAUUAUAACUCCACCUGGAUACUAUUUUAUAGAUGGGUUUCUUAUAUUCUUUACAAAGGUUUUUGCUAACAUUCUGGUCUCCUCUUAGGGGGAUCUUGUCUUUCGUUAUUUAGACAAGUCUUAAUUACGCGUUAUUGUAUGGUUACUUGAUCAUUAUUGCAAAUAUAAAAUAGUAUUUUGACGGAGUAUAGUCCUUACGCGUACCUCAAUGUUUGUUGAAAAUUAAUUUAUUGUUAUUUAAUAAUAAUUAUUUAAUUUAUUUAACUUAUUAAAUGCUUGGCUAUGGUCUACGCGUCACCAGUAUUUUGAUAUAUAUGUACCUGUUGUUUUUUUUUUAUUUUUAUCGAAUAGUACAAAGAUUAUUUUAAGUAAAUAGUUUUAAUAUUGUUUUUCAAACUAUGAUUUUCACCAAAGUCACAAUUAUCUCAUUCUUUAAGUACUUUUAUUGUUUUUCACUUAAGUUUAUUGACUUUUAUUAUUUAUCAUUUCUCAUGUUUAUUUAUAUAAUUUAUAUAUUGCUUUUGUAAAUAUGCUUCAUAUAAUGUAUUUACGUAAAAUAUUGUUUUUGAGAUCUUCGUUUUUUGAUAUAAUAUUACGUAUGUAUACAAUCCUUUUCUUAUCUAUAUUUUACAUUUAUUUGUGACAUUAUUUCAUAAUUUUUUAAUGAUUUUAUUAUAAUAUAAUAAUAUAUAUCUAAAAGGUGAUGCCCUUCUUUACAAAUCACUUUCAUGUUCACCCACCAUUAUGCACGAUCAUUAUUAAUUAAUAUUUUAGAUGAUAUAAGUAUUUAUUAAUAUUAAUAAAUGUACGAAAGUCAUAUAAAUUAAA
Molecule: messenger RNA, 1592 nt
Organism: Bicyclus anynana (squinting bush brown)
Lineage: Eukaryota; Metazoa; Arthropoda; Insecta; Lepidoptera; Nymphalidae
Exons: 3
Coding region: 34-741 (235 amino acids)
Source: RefSeq, a predicted model, not a curated record